Messenger RNA from Tuber melanosporum (Perigord truffle), 2013 nucleotides. RefSeq lists its product as uncharacterized. NCBI's taxonomy places the organism in Eukaryota, Fungi, Ascomycota, Pezizomycetes, Pezizales, Tuberaceae. Gene Ontology annotation, molecular function: damaged DNA binding; DNA-directed DNA polymerase activity. The coding region runs from base 193 to 2013 and encodes 606 amino acids. The transcript has 9 exons. Gene Ontology annotation, biological process: error-prone translesion synthesis. The record is from RefSeq and is a predicted model, not a curated record. Gene Ontology annotation, cellular component: nucleus.
CCGUACUAAAUUUCACAGCUAAUUUCGCGCGCGUCUCCACCUGCGAAAUUGAACGAACGCGUCCCACCGCUUCUCCUAAUUCCCCACUUUCGCUUGUUGACCUCUACGACAUUCUGAAAUUGCAGGUUCAUUUCUAGCGCCUCCGCCCUCUCCUUCCGGCAAACGGUGCCAGAGAUAUAUAUUGUCUUCAAUAUGGCAUCCGAGGAUAGUAAACUAACACCAGAAAUAGAGGGAGGUGACCGUGCUUCUCUUCGACAUUCUCUACUCGGACCGUCACUGCUCAAAGCUGGACAGGACAAAGUCGAUCAAAAGAAGGUUGGAGAAAUCAUAUAUAACGCUUCGAAGGGGUCGAAAUUUUUCAAGCAUGAGGAGAGGAGGGAUCAGCAGCUUACAAAACGUAUUGAGAUCAUCCAGCGGCGGAAAAAACAUCUAGAGUCUUUGGACUUAUCCUCGCAAAUAAGGAGGGUGGACGAAGAGAUCGCUGCUUCGGAGGCCUCUCGAGACCUUUCCCAGAUCAUUGUACAUGUCGAUUGCGAUGCUUUCUAUGCAUCAGUUGAAGAACUUGAUCGACCGGAGCUUAAGGAAGUUCCGAUGGCGGUAGGCGGUGGAGUCCUAACAACAUGUAACUACAAAGCUCGUGGGUUUGGCGUACGGAGCGGAAUGGCGGGGUAUAUUGCGAAACAACUCUGCCCGCAGCUAGUUUUCCUACCCUUGAGCUUUCACAAGUAUACUGCAAAGGCCGAAGAAAUCCGUGAGAUCCUAGUCAAGUACGACGGUAGGUAUGAGGCGGCGAGUGUAGAUGAGGCCUUUUUGAACAUUACAGGAUAUCUAGAAGACCAUAGAGACACGACCCCCGAUAAAGUCGUCGAACAGCUCCGCCGCGAAGUUCUCGAACACACUAAAAUUAGUGUCUCUGCUGGUAUUGCGCCAAAUGCAAGGCUAGCAAAAGUCGCCUCAAACCAAAACAAGCCAAACGGCCAAUUUCGCAUCCCCAAUGACCGCGAGGCAGUAAUGCACUUCAUGCGCACCCUCCCCGUGCGCAGAGUCAACGGGGUCGGCCGCGUAUUCGAGCGCGAGCUCGAUGCCGUGGGCGUAAGGACCUGGGGCGACGUCUUCGCCCUGCGUGGCAUCCUCAGCAAGCUCUUUAGCAAGAAGGCGUGGUCAUUCCUACUGAAUUCCUAUCUCGGCCUCGGCAGGACCUGCAUCCACCCGGUGGCAGAAUACGAGCGCAAGAGUCUGGGCACCGAGAGCACCUUCAAGGACCUUUCUGGUCCCGGGCCGCUGCGCGACAAACUCCGCUCGACGGCACAGGAGCUGGAAAGGGACCUCCUCGCGGCGAACCUCGCCGGACGUACUAUCACUGUUAAAGUUAAGCUGCACACCUAUCAGGUGCACUCCCGCCAGAAGGCGCUACAUCGCGUGAUCUCUUCCGCGGAGGAUUUGUAUAACCAUGCAUUGCCACUGCUACAGGAGCUCGAGGGUGAAUUCCAGCCGUUCAAAAUCAGAUUAAUGGGCCUGCGCGUGACGCAGUUGUCUAGUACUAGGAAGGGCACUGGGAAGAUGAACUUUUUUAAGAACCUUCCCCAGUCGAUAGAAGGGGAAGCCGAAUGGGAAGCCUGGCCUGAAGGAUCACUCGACGGGCUACUAUCGAGCGGGCACUUAUCUCAGGAAGUCCAGGAUGAGGAACAACUCGCGAUAGAAGAGGCUUUAAACGCUUCCUUAAACAUGCCCGCCAGGGAUACUCCGCAGGACCCAUCACCACCCCCGAAGAUGGUGUUAAAGGAGAGAUGGGAGUGUCCAAUUUGUGCAAGGUCGCUGCCGGCCGAUGAUGCAGUUUUCAAUGAACAUGUGGACUUUUGUCUCUCGCGGGAGACCAUUCGCGAGGUUGUUCAGGAAUCUGCUGGCGUGAGACUGGUAAAGGAGCCCGAGAGGAAGAAGGAUGCCAAGGCGCGACCGGGGAGGCCAGGGUCUAAACAUGGAGGGAUGGAUAGUUAUUUUCCCAAACUGCAAUGA